AGACUACUGGAAGGCCAAAGUUGAAGAAAAUAUUCCCUGGCUUGAAUCCGAAGAGCAAUACCGUGUAACCUGUCCAUGAACAAUCCAUCUCUCUCAUCUUUGCACCCAAUAUAUUUUAAACAGAAUUUUAUACAAGAAUCACAACGGUGCUUUUUCAAAUAUAUCUUAACAUUUUCAAUUCAA
Molecule: messenger RNA, 183 nt
Organism: Diachasma alloeum
Lineage: Eukaryota; Metazoa; Arthropoda; Insecta; Hymenoptera; Braconidae
Product: retinol-binding protein pinta
Cellular component (GO): membrane
Molecular function (GO): phosphatidylinositol bisphosphate binding
Source: RefSeq, a predicted model, not a curated record